AUCGAGGAGGUAAAAGUUUAGUGUGUUGCAUCUUGGAUUCUCUUCAGUUUUGUAAAACAAUUGACUUUUGGAUCAUUGUAGAACUGUGAAACAGUUUCCAGUUAAGUUUGGGGUAUGCCAGUCGAACGUAGACAGGUUGCUCAUGGUGGACACGGUCGCCAUGACCACGGGGGAGGUCAUGGGUCAACAAAAACCACGAAGAGGCCAUCUUCCUCCUCUAAAAGCCGAACUACUGUGAUUCCGAAAGACAAAGAGAAAGAAUCUAUAGCAACGGUAAAGUCGGUUAACGAAGCGGCAGAGGAGUCCGGGGAAACAGAAAAUGUCACAACGGAAGAAGUUCCGAAUGGAGUUAAAACGGAAGACGAAAAAGCAGAAUCGGAGGAUAAUAUUGACGAUACGAAAAACGGCGAAGAAUCGGAAUCUGUAAAUGAUGAACCGGAUGUUCAGGAAAAAGAUGAUCAGGAUCGAUGGGCUGAAAAGUCAAAGGAUGACGAGGGAUUUAAUAUUCGUUCAUUUAAUGACAAUAUUUUGGAAUUCACAGAAAUAUUUGAUUCUGACCGGUAUCGAAAUGUGGACUCAAAUUACCCAGUGGAGGAUCUAAUGGGUGUGGUCUCACAAAUAUCGAACACAAUCGAAGAAUUCAAACAGCAGACACAGAACAGCCAACAGCAGUUAGAGGGGUUGCGAAUGAAAAUGAAGCAAGUAAAGGAAAACAUCCAAUUCAGUGUGUCCCGAAAGGCGUUCGAAAUAAGAACAGAUGACGACCUACAGAGCGUAGAGGAAAGAGAACUGACGGAAAAACUAGCAAAACUAAACGCAGAAAUUGCCAAAGCAAACUCGGAUCUUUCAGAAGCCUUGCGGCUAUCAGCUGAAACAGAAAGCACUGCAGUGAGAGCUCAAAUCGCAGCAGAGAGGGCAAAGGAAGAGGCGAAACGAAUAGAGGAAGAAGUAGAGUUGCGUGCGCAGUUAGAGGAAAGACGAAAACGAGAGGAAGCGAAAAAGAUGGAGGAGCUUCGAAGGCAACAGGAAGCGGAAGCUCGAAGACAGGAAGAAGAAAAAAGAGCGAAAGAGGCAGAAUGGAAAAAACGAGAAAAUGCCGGAAUUGAAAAGUCCGCUGUAUGGGAAACUUGGCCUGCGCAUGAAAUGCAGCUCCCAGGGGAUGGCGGACUGGCGUGUAUUAUCCGCGGAAAGCCAAACAGUUUCGAUCAGUCGUCAGUUACUUGCAAGGAAGUUGACCAAUUGGAGAUCCACCUUACAUACGGGCCUCAGGAAGAACUGGUGGGCAGUAUCAUUCAGUUAGUUCCCAUCUCAGAACAGACGAAACUACAGAGCUCUUUGUACGUGGCCAUUCCCUUCACACUCUCCCGCGCAAGCGUCCAUUCUCGAGAGGCUUUUGUGAAAGCGGACAUAAACGGAGAAUGGAAAGAAAUUCCGAGCACGGAAGUAACGUAUGAUAACCACAAGGAUUUGAAAUUUGUACAAGUUGAAAUCAAAGAAUUUUUUACGAUGGCGGUGAUGACGCGGCUGAAAAGAGAUUACGUCACAUUCUCAAGAAGACCUUCUAAGAUGACCUCUUCGUGCGAUCAUCGAAUCACAGUAACUGUUGCCAGGGAAACCUUCUCUAAAAAAGAACACAUCUUACUUCAGGUACAGCCGGUUGAUUCCGCUACGGUGAACGACCUUCAGACGAGGAACGUAAGCUGUAAACAUCUCCUGGCCUCUAGUCCUAUUGUACAGAUGCAAUGGGAAUCAAAUGAGUUCCACAAACCCAUUGUUAUAACGUUACCUUGUCCGCCAAACCCCGCAAAGGCCCGAAAAAUCGCACAAAUGAGAAAAAUAAAAGAGGAAAAAAUGAAAAAUCCACAGAAAAAUAUUCCGGUUCCGUUGGAUGUUCGGGAAAAGGAGGAAAAUCAAGGAAAACAAAAGAAGGCGAAACCCAAAAAGAAAACUCUACAGGAACAACUGGCGGAAAUCAAUGCUCCACCGGAAGAGGAAAAACCAAAACCCACAAAAUGGUAUAUGGGAGACUAUGCUCACAAUGACGACGACGAACAUGACCAGCUUUGUCUCCUUGCGAGGACCGGAACAGGAAAAUGGUUUGUCGUACCGGAAGUGGAAAUUGCACAAGUGAAGUUGGAUUUGCUGCAGUUCUGUCUUGAUAAACCUUUAGAACAGUUCAUGGUUCUGCGUGUGCGGACAAAUACGGAUGAAGAUUUACUGCCAGUCAUGUCCACUGCAAUCUUCGAUCUCCUUCAAAAGCGGUUUGUGCAAGUUGUUAUCAAACAAAGAUCUGAUAACCCAUUUGACACACGACUUACGAUAGUGCCUGCCAGCCGAGUUCAGAAAAUAGUAAAACAGAUGACAGACGACGGAUAUGAGGAUGGACCGGAACCAAGUCCGGUAGUAGGCGUUUCCGAAGGGGACUUAAUCGAAAUCAACUUCCGGGGCAAUAUUCAAAACGGCUCCAAAUCUCCAAAUUUUAUUUACAAUUCGAAUGUGGUUUCCUUCUCGGAAUUCCUACUUUCUGAAGUAGACCAGUAUCUUCAGAGGAAUUUUAACGUUUUUCGGGGUGUGGUAGAAGCAUACAGGGUUCAGUUUGUGACUCCGGAUAAAAGGACAAUAGCCCGGAAGGAGUCCAUUAUGGAUGAAAAUUCUUUCUGUGUGCGAAAGGAAAAAAGAAAGACCCUAUUAUGUGAAAUUCCUAUAACCAUACCUAAGUAUCACGUGGAGCCUUCGCCUGUCCCAGUACAGGCCCCUGUUGUUAUUCGGAACGACUCGGACGCAGUUAAUGAUAACUUGAUGCGCCAACUAGCGGCAGAAAUGGGAGACGAAUGGAGAAAAGUUGCUUCGACAUUAAACAUCAGCAAGGCGCGGAUCCAAGCUAUUAUAAGAAACGCUCAGAUCACGGACGCAACAGAUGAAGAUGCCCGCUUUCAGAUGCUGAUGACGUGGUUGAAGAAAAUGCCAAAGUCUAUAGAUAAGGUGACUGUCUUGACAAACGCUUUCAUGAAGAAUGGCCGGCCGGACCUGGCAGAACAAGUUCGGAUUAAGGAUGAAGAAUUUAAACGGAAGCACAUUCGAUCUCACUAAAAGUCAAACCCAAAAUUGUGUAAGAUUCCGUUGUUUCUCUGUUUCCGAACUUCAUAACAAACCAUUUGCAUACUGUGAUAUUUUUAGUCAUAUCAGACCCCAUUUAUUUAUUAUUUUAUGCACUGUGUAGUUCCAAGAAUCGAAUUCAAAUAUCUAGUUUCACAUAUUGCAAUCAUUCUUUUAAAUUAGAGUUAUUUGUUGUUUAGAUUAUAUGCAUUUAUUUAACACAAAAUAUUGAUAAAGUUUCCGUUUACAUAUUAUGGAUAAAUAACACAAGUAUAUUCCAUAUCUUUGUAUUGUACUAUACACGUGAUUAAUUGCACGGUACUUUUUACACAGGUCUCCUAUUGCUAUUUCAAGUGGUAUGAAAUCAAUUCUAAUUGUUAAUUUAAUUAGUUUGGUGCAAAUAGCGGAUAUAUUGACCAAUAGUUGGAAUUUACAUUGUCUCGAUACCUCUAAUCCAAAUUAUUGGUGAAUUUCCUUAAUAUUUCUUUUUUUUUUUUUUGUAUGUAUAAUCUUUGGUGCAAUAUACAACUCGGUCAACUCUCAAAAAAUGUCUUCCUCGUAAAAGCUCAUCAUAUUCUGACUGUUCUUUAUACAUGUAGGUAUUUAUUAACUUCUAUAAUAAACAUUACUUCCUGCCAAAGUAUCGUUUACUGACAUUUAUUUGAAAAAUGGAAAGAGUACUUGACUCACUCUCUCUCUCUCUCUCUCUCUCUCUCUCUCUCUCUAUAUAUAUAUAUAUAUUUCAUUGUGUAUUUAUUUUUUCAAUAAAUUCAGUAAACGAUAAAAAGUAAAAAGUGUGUAGAUAAAUUAUUCAGAUUAAGUAAAUAGUGUGUUAACUUUUGUUUUUCAUACUAUUUUAAAUAUUUAUUGUCCAUUCAUGAAUACUGUAAAAACAUUCUUCUCAUCAGCAUAUCAAAAUAUUUUUAGUUAAGAAAAUAUAAAUGUACAUCUGAAACACCUCUCUUCUUUCACA
Molecule: messenger RNA, 4069 nt
Organism: Saccostrea echinata
Lineage: Eukaryota; Metazoa; Mollusca; Bivalvia; Ostreida; Ostreidae
Product: death domain-containing protein 1-like
Exons: 13
Coding region: 115-3090 (991 amino acids)
Biological process (GO): signal transduction
Molecular function (GO): protein binding
Source: RefSeq, a predicted model, not a curated record